Molecule: messenger RNA, 378 nt
Organism: Echinococcus granulosus
Lineage: Eukaryota; Metazoa; Platyhelminthes; Cestoda; Cyclophyllidea; Taeniidae
Exons: 3
Coding region: 1-378 (125 amino acids)
Source: RefSeq, a predicted model, not a curated record
AUGGCCUUAUCAUCUGAAAAUACGUUGAUCAAAGACCUUGAAAUGCGCAGCGCCUCGAUCAUUUCUCGACGCCUAAGCGAGUCGGCGUGCUCGCACAGGCACUACUCGGACAUACUAUGUAUUGUGGGCCCACAGAAGGCCUGGCGGGACUACUAUUAUGAGACGGAAGGCAGACCACACGGCAGAGGUACAGUUGAAAAUCUCCUGGUAGCAUGCAGACGAAGGACGUCCGCCGAAGGUAGACGUCAUCGUCGAAGGCAUUGCAUCCUCACUCCUCCGGCUAAGGAGUUGGCAGAAAUCAAGCACAUGGAUGAGGUGCAAAUGCUGAAGAAUUUGCACUCACCGAUUUCCCUGCCAUCAUGCCCAGCUGAUGCCUGA